Messenger RNA from Trichomycterus rosablanca, 4253 nucleotides. RefSeq names its product TBC1 domain family, member 12a (gene tbc1d12a). The record is from RefSeq and is a predicted model, not a curated record. Bases 207 to 3482 code for a protein of 1091 amino acids. The transcript has 13 exons. NCBI's taxonomy places the organism in Eukaryota, Metazoa, Chordata, Actinopteri, Siluriformes, Trichomycteridae.
UGUCGGCUUCGAUGAGGACGAUCUGUGAGAGCUUCGGAUAUUAUCGGUAUAAACACAGAACCGGAGGAUUCGGUUUAAUCGGGAUGGAUCGCGGUGGGAGUGUACCGGGGUAAAAUGAGAGUGUACCGGUGUGUACACGGUGAGAUUAAGCGGUUUAAAGGGCGCGGUGAGAGAAGAAAGCGGCUGAUGUGUUGGCUCGGACCCUGAUGGAGACGGACGCACCGCGCAGGACCAGCUUUAUCCUCUCCUGCACCGGGGAUGUGAAUGAAAACCUGGAGGAUCCGGAUAAACCUCACCCACUCCACCCAGUGGGCACCACGGACACACCGGGGCACUGCCAGGCUGCUCACAUCACCCACAAGUGCAAGGCAGGGAUGCCUGAUCCAGGUCCAAGAUGCCCCACAGCUGAGGAGACCCUGGAGAACGGGUUACCAGAAUCCUUCAGCACAGACCUCAGUCUGGAUCCAGAGGGCACAAAACCAGCGGGCACUGGUGAAACUGGUGCCAACUUGAGUGCAAAUGGAUGCAAUAAUACACUUAAUGGUGAAACAGUGGGCAUGGAUGGGUUCAGUGCCAACCUGACUGCAUCCACAUGCACCGUGAGAGCUGAUGCCAACCCAGUCACAUGUGUGGCAGCGGGCACUGGUAUAGCUGGUACCAUCCCGACUGUAAAUGGAUGCAUACAUACACUACAUGAUCAUACAGUGGGUAUCAGGGAGGGUAGUACCAACCUGACUUUGGAUGGGAGAACCAAUGCCAACCUUGCCACAUCUGCCCACAAAAGCACACGGGAUAGAAAUGAAGCAUGUACGAGAGAGACCAGUGCCAACCUGAAUACAUCUACGGGCAUCAUGAGAAACAAUGCCAGCCUAUAUGUUUCUGGAGAAACAAUGGGCAUUGGUAAAGCCGGUGCCAACCUGACUGCAUCUGAAAGCGUAAACACUCAGAACCGAGAAGCAGAGGGAAGUGGAGGAGACACAUCUGGAACCGUUGGCAUACCAGACGGAAAAUCAACAGAUACCUGUGCCAGUCUGUUGGCAUCUGGAGACACUCAGUUAAUAAACAAACCACACGGAGAAGUGAAGCGUAUUCGUGAAACCAGUGCCAACCCGGGUGGAGGUGAAGUACUUAUUGCUGGGUUUGAUGCCAACCUGAAUGCAUUUGAUGGUGAAGCAACGUAUGCCAGUCUAAACUCUGCUGAAAAGGCAACGUUUGGGGAAAGCAGUGCCAGCCUGACAGCAUCUACAAGCAUUGUUGGGGCUAAUGAUGCCAACCUAAGCACAUAUGCACACCUGGACUCAUCAGAUGGUACUAAAGUGAGCAUUGCCAACCUGGUUGCUGUUGGAGGAACGCUGGGUAUCGAGGAGACCAAUGCCAGUCUAAACGCAGAUGAGAAACUUUCUAUUGAUGGAAUCCAUGCCAGCCUAGCUACAUCCGAAAAGAUAAACCAAGAGCCGGCUUUCGGGAAUCAUGCCAACUCCUCUAUAACUGAAGAAGCAGGUGGCACCAGUGCUAGCCAAGUUGAAGCUUGGCACAUUAACACCGUAGCACCUGUGGACAGAGUGGAUCAGGUUGCAGGGAUUUUCCAGCCUGGAAAAGACCCACCGAUGCCCGUGUCUGCCAGUCAGGAGCUUCAGAGCUUCUCAGAAAUGAGAAUACCCAACGGAGAUGUGAACUGUGGCACCGUGAGUGACUGGGCAUUCGGCACUGCCGGGCACGUGGACCAAAGCGAUUUCCUAGAACAUGCCACACGUGUGGGAAACUGUGGGUUCUUGAUUAUAAACAGAAGGUCGUUAUGUGACGACUCGACUAAUCUAGGUGCCAACCAGAAGCAGCGGGCACCCAGUGGAGGUUGUGUCUCAUUACUUAACUCCCGGGGGACUGAAGCGUCACCACCCAGUGAAGCUGGCAUGGUGAGACCACAGGCUCUCAGGACUAACCCUGGGCACACUGUCUCGCUGAGCUGUGAUGCCACCCCACUGGACGAAGAUAACCCCGGGUAUUUUAUGGGCGAUGAAGACGUGGGUGGCACGGGGAACACUCUGAGCCGCAGGCACAGCGUCCCCGAUGAGCUUUUGGAGAAAGAGGGUGUGGAUCCAGACGUCUCGUCUGAGCAGAGAGGGAGCAAGAAGCAUGGCAUCGCCAACUUUCUGAGUGGGAACCUGUUCUCCUGGAGGUCCAAAGAGACGAAGGUGAGUCUGAACACUUCGGGGUGGAGCUUGUUUGGGAAGUUUUCUCCGAAGGGAAACGUCACCAAGGACUCUGGAACCCACCAACAGGAGAGCGAGAGAGGACCGCCGGCGGUGAGGCGCUGUAACCUGGAGUUCGAACCCCUGUCCACCACCGGUCUCAUUCUGGAGGACAGACCCUCGAACCUUCCAGCUAAAUCUGAUGAAGAAGCUCAGAGACACAGACAGGAGUACAACCAGAUGAUGGCCGGAGCCAAGAGGCGAGAGCUGAAGGAGGCUCAGCGUAAGAAGAAGCAGAUGAAGGAGCGUCUCAGGCAGGAGGAGAACAUCGCUCGAGCUCUCCUCAUCUGGAACACUGAGGUCCUCCCCAACUGGGAGAGCAUGAGGAACACUAGGCGUGUCCGUGAGCUGUGGUGGCAGGGUCUCCCCCCAAGCAUCCGCGGCAAAAUCUGGAGCCUCGCCAUCGGCAACGAGCUCAACAUCACCCCCGAGCUGUAUGGAAUCUUCCUGUCUCGAGCUAAAGAGAAGUGGAGGAGCUUUAAUAAGACCAGCUCACUCAGCGAGAAUGAGGACUGUGGUGCUGAUAAGGAGUCGAGUUUGGACCUGAUCAAGCUGGACAUCUUCAGGACCUUCCCCUCACUCUACAUCUUCCAGAAGGGUGGACCGUAUCACGAUUUGCUGCACAGUGUGUUGGGGGCGUACACCUGCUACAGGCCGGACGUCGGAUACGUACAGGGCAUGUCCUUCAUCGCUGCCGUCCUCAUUCUCAACCUGGAGGAGGCCGACGCCUUCAUCGCCUUCGCCAACCUCCUCAAUAAACCCUGUCAGAUGGCGUUCUUCAGGGUCGACCACGACGUGAUGCUGAAGUAUUUUGCUGCGUUUGAAGUUUUCUUCGAGGAGAACCUGCCCCGACUCUUCCAGCACUUUCAGAACCACAGUCUCACCCCGGACUUUUACCUCAUAGACUGGAUCUUCACGCUGUACAGUAAGCCGUUACCGCUGGACGUGGCGUGUCGGGUGUGGGAUCUGUUCUGUCGGGACGGGGAGGAGGCGCUGUUCCGCACCGCGCUGGGAAUCCUGCGUCUGUACCAGGACGUCCUGCUGCACAUGGACUUCAUCCACAUCGCCCAGUUCCUGUCCCGCCUCCCACAGGACACGCCCACUCACUCCCUCUUCACCUGCAUCGGCAACACGCACAUGCUCAGUAACAACCGCCGCUGGAACCAGGUUUUCUCCGUUCUGAUGAAGGACGGAACUAAAGACGGCGAGAAAGCCGCGAGUCCUGCGCUGUGAGGCUAACGGCUAACGGAGCACGGCGGGUCUGACCACUACAGCGUUUAUAAAGGAAUGAAAUGAAACACAGCCGACAGUCAACCGACAAACUGAGGGCCUGAAAGAAGUGACUUGAUUACGGUUGCCAGAUCACACAAGAUUCAGUCUGCAGUCUGAUUUAGGGUCCAUACUACGUACUCCAGGCAGCUCAUGUUGUGGAAGCAGAAUCUGGCAACCCUGAGACUCCUAUAUACAGGUCGCUCGAUCCGUAUAUAAUCGAUUCGAUUCUCAUUUUUACCCGACGUGACACGCCCUGGCAUGGACCUCCAGGCUGGUGUGUCACGCCCGUGAUGUUUAGAUCCUCACCAUCAUGGCUUCACAGGUCAGAAUACCAGCAGAUGAUGUUCCUCUGAAGCCUGCGGUGAUAUUAACCCGCCCGGAACUCAUUAUCCACGAGAACUCUCGACCACGGUAGCUGGACGUAGCCUGAUGAUAAAUGCAAUACAAACUGAUCUAUGGUGCUGGAGGCUGGUCCAGGCUGGUGGAGAUGGAUUCCACUCUCUUUCACUCAUCAUUAAUUCAUCUGGAUAAAACGAUGGAGAUUAAAGAUCCGCAUCAUGAAGCGCCUGAUUUCUACUCUCACCUGAUCCUUAUACACUAAUAUUUUAUAUCUAAUUUCAUCUUGUUUUAAGUUCUAACCUCUGAAUAACCGACUGUACAAAUUUUGAUAUUUCAUCCGUGUUUUGAUGUUGUAAAUAAACAGUUAAAUGAUGUUUCUGUAGAUUAGGAAUU